CCCAAAAAAUUCCCGCCCCUCCCCCACAUUCCCGCCCCUCCCCCCCUCUGCCCUUGGCCGCGACCGCUCCGGGCGGGGGGAGGGGAAGACGCCCCAAAACCCCCCAAAAAAACCCAAAAAAACCCCAAAAAACCCCCAAAAAACCCCCAAAAAUCCGCCAUGGGGCGGGGCCUCGCUAUGGGGCAGCGCCUCUGUGGGGCCGCCCUAUAUCGGAUCUGCUGUGGGGCCGCGGCCGUUUUGGGGUGGUCGGGGUUCCCCAGGGCCCAUUCGCUGCUGCUGGCGGCACUUGUGGGGCUGGGGCCGCUGCUGUGGGGCAGAGGGGAUCCCCACAGCGUGCUGGCCUCGCCCCAUAACCGGCUGGAGGCCCGCCUGACCGCCAGCGCCCCCGCCUGGACCUGGCUGCUGAUUGGCUCCCUGCUGGUGGCCUCCUACCCGUGGCUCCGCCCCCCCUGGCGCUCCGCCCUGCGCGCCCUCGCCCGAUUGGCCGUCGCCGUGGCGCUGUCCCGCGCCGGCCACGCCCUCGGCCACGCCCUGGAGGCCGCCACCGGAAGCUGCACAAGCCCCGCCCCCGGCGGGACGCUGCUGCUGCCAAUCAGAGAGCCGGAAACCUGCCGGGGGGCGGGGCAUCGCUGGGAGGGGUUUGGCCCCGCCCCCCAGGCCUUUGACCUGGUGCAUUGUGGGUUGGGGCUCGCCGAGGAGGCGGCGGCGCUGGGGAGGAGGAUCUACGGGCUGGGCAAGAUGGCCGCCGCCAGCAAGAUGGCCGCCGGGCACAAGAUGGCUGCCAUGCGCAAGAUGGAUGACCCAUACAAGAUGGCUGACCCAUACAAAAUGGCCACCACGCACAAAAUGGCCGACCCAUACAAAAUGGCCGCCGGUAGUGAGAUGGUUGAAAGAUCCAAGAUGGCCGACGCACCCAAGAUGGCUGACCCAUACAAAAUGGCCGACCCAUACAAAAUGGCUGCCGGGUAUGAGAUGGGUGAGAGAUCCAAGAUGGCCGCCUGGUCCAAGAUGGCCGCCUGGUUUAAGAUGCUGCCUUGGUUCAAGAUGGCCGCCGGGCCCAAGAUGGCCGCCGGAUAUAAAACAGGGGAUGAAUCCAAGAUGGCCGCCGGAUCCAAGAUGGCGGCCGGAUCCAAGAUGGCCGCCGAACACGACACAGAAGAAGAAUCCAAGAUGGCGCCGUGGGCGUGGCCGCGCCCAACAUGGCGACCAAUCGGCUUCGAGUGGGCGGAGCCCUCUCAUGCAAAUGAGGGGUGGGCGGGGCCAUUUUGGGGCGGCCAUUUUGAAGGGCGACACGGCGGCGGCCAUUUUGAAGUGGAAAGGGGCGGCCAUUUUGAAUCUGGCCGCCAUUUUGCUUCCGGCCGCCAUUUUGAAUCUGGACGCCAUUUUGAUUCCGGCCGCCAUUUUGAAGAAAGACACGGCGGCCAUUUUGAAUCCGGCCGCCAUUUUGCUUCCGGCCGCCAUUUUGAAGAAAGACACGGCGGCCAUUUUGCUUCCGGCCGCCAUUUUGAACUUCAACGCGGCGGCCAUUUUGACGGCGGCCAUUUUGAAUCCGGCGGCCAUUUUGAAUCCGGCGGCCAUUUUGAUCCCGCUUUUUUCCUCCCUCACCCCGGCCGCCAUUUUGAUGCUCCCGGCGGCCAUUUUAACCCCCCAGGCCGCCAUUUUGACUAUCCUGGCGGCCAUUUUGACCCCUCCGGCGGCCAUUUUGACCCCUCCGGCGGCCAUUUUGACCCCUCAAGGCGCCGUUUUUUCACCACCGGCGGCGGCGGCCAUCUUGCGGGCGGCCAUCUUGGGCCCCCGCCGGCGGCGCUGUCGCUGCUGUUCCUAUUGGCUGUUCUGCUGCUGCUGACGUGGCACUUCCUGUUGGUGGUGACGCUCCUGUACCGGCACAGCCGCGCCCGGAACGCCGCCGGCGCCGCGCUGGGAUGGGCCGGGUGGGCCCUGACCUACCGCGGGUGGUACCGGCGGCCGUGGGCGCCCGGCCCGCCCGGCUGGGGCUGAGAAACGGGGGAAAAAUGGGGAAAUUUGGGGAAAUUUGGGGGAAAUUGGGGAAAAUU
Messenger RNA from Taeniopygia guttata (zebra finch), 2054 nucleotides. The record is from RefSeq and is a predicted model, not a curated record. Lineage: Eukaryota; Metazoa; Chordata; Aves; Passeriformes; Estrildidae.